Messenger RNA from Ogataea philodendri, 1461 nucleotides. RefSeq lists its product as uncharacterized. The coding region runs from base 1 to 1461 and encodes 486 amino acids. The transcript is spliced from 3 exons. The record is from RefSeq and is a predicted model, not a curated record. NCBI's taxonomy places the organism in Eukaryota, Fungi, Ascomycota, Pichiomycetes, Pichiales, Pichiaceae.
AUGGGGUUUUGCAUUGUUUCUGGUCGAGGCGUCGUGGCUUUCCACUGGCUUGUCGUUGUCGAGCUCGUUCAGAAUCACCUUGGCAAGAACCUUUCCGAGCUCCACACCCCACUGGUCGAAAGAGUUGAUACCCCAGAUGGCUCCCUCGACAAAAGUCACGUGCUCGUAGUAAGCAAUCAGAGAUCCAAGAGUGGCUGGAGUGAUCAGCUGCGCCAGAAUCGAGGUGGUUGGUCUGUUACCCGAGAACAUCUUGUGGGGAACAAGGUCGCCCUUGACUCCCUCGGCCUCGACCUGCUCCUUCGUCUUUCCAAGCAUCAAAGACUCGGCCUGGGCAAAGAAGUUGGAAGCAAGCAUCCGUUGGUGCAAGUUACCUUCGAUAGGGUUGUGGGACUUGGCGGCCAGGAUGAAGUCGGUUGGAAUGAGCUUGGUACCUUGGUGCACCAAUUGGAAGAAGGAAUGCUGGGCGUUGGUGGUUGGUUCUCCAAACAUCACGAUUCCGGUCUCGUAGUUGACAAACUUGGAGUCCUUUGUAACAGACUUACCAUUGGAUUCCAUGGACAGCUGUUGCAAGUAAGCUGGGAAUCUGUGCAGGUACUGAUCAAAUGGUGCAACCAACUUGGUUUGAGCGCCGUGGAAGUUGUUGUACCAAACUGUCAACAGUCCACCAAUAAAUGGAAUGUUCUUCUCGAUAGGAGUGUUCUUGAAGUGGUGGUCAACAGCUUGAGCACCUUUCAAGAACUUCUCAAAGUUCUCGAAACCAAUGUACAAACACACAGAGGUUCCAAUGGCAGACCACACAGAGUAUCUUCCACCAACCCAGUUCUCGAAACCAAACAUGUUCUUGGUGUCGAUACCGAACUUGGCGACCUCAGAAGCGUUGGUACUGAGAGCGACGAAGUGCUUAGCAAUGUGUGCCUGGUCCUUGGCCCUUUGCAAGAACCAGUUCUUGGCGGUGUUUGCGUUGGCACAAGUUUCAGCAGUGGUGAAAGUUUUGGAAGCAACCAAGAACAAGGUGGUCUCUGCGUCACACUUCUUCAAAGUCUCGGCAAUAUGGGUACCAUCGACGUUGGAAACAAAGUGCACCGACAGUCUUGGGUGAGCCACAGAGUCGACCUCUGGAGUGACAUUGACGUUGUCAACGUACAUGGCGUUCAGGUCUCUGUUUCUAAGGGCAACGUGGUAGACGGCUCUGUCCUCUGUGGUGUUGAUAUGGUCACCAGCAAACAUCUCGUCUCUGAGCUUCUCGACUUUGGCCUCCUUUCCCAACUCGACAAGAGCGCUGAGGAUCUUCUCGUCGAUCAGGUUCUUGGAGAAAUCGAACAGAAUCUGAGACCCAUCAAAGUUCUCAAAAGUGUGGGAGAACUUGGCGAAUCUCUCUGGGUCAGAAGCGAAAGCAUCACGAGUGGAGUAGGUUUUUCCGUAAUCCUCGUAGAUGGCCUGGAGCUUUUUCCAGGCUGGUAA